UUCAAGUUUCUUUUGUACAUUAGCAGAACAUUCCAGUCAACCUUCACGUAAACCCAUUCAGCGCAUUCAGAAAGAUACAGACAGCCUCUGCGAGCUUUUGCAUAGUCAGAUACUACCCAAAGACAAUGGAAGGAAAUGGGAACCUCCCAGUAAAUAGCCAACAUAUCCAGAAGUCUCCCUAAACGCCAAUGUGGAGCUUUAGAGCAACUUGUUAAGCAUUACUUUGGUGCUCAGAUCUGCUGGAAUAAAGUUGGUCACCAGGGACGAGGAAAAGGUGGAUCUAAAGUGAUGGCUGAAGAAAUACAACUCCGAGAGAAGAAACUGAAAAGUUUGCCUCGGUCUGAUGGGUGUGGUCUCUAUAACUUUGACGCUUUAGAUUUUUCUGGAGGGUUGAGGAUUGUACUGGUGGGUAAGACUGGAUCAGGGAAGAGUGCCUCAGGAAACACGAUUCUCGGGAGAGCUGCCUUCAAAGAAGAUCCGAGCCCAGUGUCUGUAACCAAACACUGUGAGACACAAAGCGGAGAGGUGGAUGGGAUUCCAGUCCAAGUAAUCGACACCCCAGGGCUUUUUGAUACAGGCAUCACAGAGGAGGAACUAAAAUCUAGGAUAGAGGAAUGUGUCAAGAUGUCAGUUCCUGGACCUCAUGCUUUCCUUCUGGUGAUCAGGCUUGGAGUCAGGUUCACAGAGGAGGAGAGGAAUGCUGUGAAGUGGAUCCAGGAAAACUUUGGAGAUGAUGCCUCCAUGUACACUAUCAUGCUGUUUACAUGCAAGGAUCAAGGUAAAGCGGACAACGCUCUGAAGGAGUGCAAGGAGCUCCGGAGACUUUCAAUCACAUUUGGGCGCAGGUACCACGCCUUUAACAACAACGACGCAGAUGACCGGGUGCAGGUCACAGAGCUCAUCAACAUGAUCAAGGAAAUGGUACAAGACAACGGAGGGAAACACUACACAAACGAGAUGUAUGAGAAAGCCCAAAAAAAGCUAAAAGAGGAGGAGGAACGCCAGAGACAGGAAGAGGAGGAGAAGAAGAAAGAAGAGAGGAAGGUCUGGGAUGAGGAGAGGGAGAAGCAGCAAAAAGAACAUGCGAAGAAGAAACAACUUCGGAAGAAGAACAUCCGUGUGGCCUCAGCUGCUGCUGUUGUUUUGGUGUUAGCUGGGGUUGUUAUUGCAGUGGGAGCAAAUACCACUGUGGCUCUGGCUUUAGGAGCUCCUACACUCAUUGUGGGGGUUUUAUGUGGCUUAACUGCCAUUUGGAUAUGGAAAGGAAUAAAAUGUAAAGCUAGAAAAAACAGUCCGGUGUAAGAAACACAAUUUCAAGGUCGUGUCUGUCAACAGUAAUAUUAUAAAUAAAGGUCGGACAAUAUUUUCAGCAAAAUUAGCUAAUAUUGAUGAAUAAUUCAAAUCUUCUCUGGUAUUCAGAUGGUGUUUCUCAGUGGACUAGGGUAAAGCUUGAUUGAAAAAAUUCAUUUAAAUUAGAAAUAUUAAAAUAUCAGGCAAUGCAAACCUGUUGUUGAAUUUAACUGUUAAAUUCACUUUACAUGCUUGAAUGAACCUUGUCACCUACAACCCUUAAAUUACCCGCAACUGGAUCAAUUUUGACCUUAUCUGCAAGUCUUGGCAACACGGAUGUACUGAAAUUAUCCGUAUUACUGACAUACUAUAUACCAUACACAAUUCUGCUCUUAUAAAAUGUGAAAAUCAAUUAUGUUCUGUCCUUUGAAGCAGUUUGGCUUCUAAAGUUACAACGUUUUGGAAUAAAGCAGAUACAACAGAA
This is a messenger RNA of Girardinichthys multiradiatus, 1774 nucleotides long. Its product is annotated as GTPase IMAP family member 7-like. The record is from RefSeq and is a predicted model, not a curated record. Lineage: Eukaryota; Metazoa; Chordata; Actinopteri; Cyprinodontiformes; Goodeidae. The transcript is spliced from 3 exons. Gene Ontology annotation, molecular function: GTP binding. The coding region runs from base 289 to 1302 and encodes 337 amino acids.